AUGUCCGGCUUCGAUGACGGAGGUGGGGUCUUUGCCCCGGCGGACAACUUCACUUCCGACGAGGAUUCCUCGUUCACCAGUCGGUCGACGUAUUCGCGCUCGACAGCUCGGUCCGACUCCGAUGAAGCAGCUGCCCCUGCCGCCGCUCCUGUGUCCAUCGACGACAGCGACGAUGAGCUUAUCUCCAACUCGCGCCGGAGCCGGCGGUCGGACCGCGGCGCCUCCUCCAUCGAGAGGACUUCUUCCAAGAAGAUCUCCCUGGACAUGGAGGACUUUUCCGAGUCCGAGCUCUCCGGCGCCGAUGACGAUGAUGACCUCAACAGCAGCCGUUCACAUGGGAGCGGCCGUCACAGCCAUGGCGCCUUUGCCUCCGGGUCGGAUCUUUCCGAUCUAGAUGACAUGGACGGCGGGUCUGACGACGAGGACAGCCUCCUGUCUUACGAGCGGACCCAGCCGGCCACGCGCCCGCUGCCGGCCUUGCGCGUGGAGCUUGCCGAGCGCAAGCCCUCGUUGGAUACCACCCUUACGGGCCCGCCUGGGACUGUGGCCCCGCGGUACCACCUGCUGAAGCUUCCCCGGAUGGUGCACUUCGCUCCGGCUCCCUACAACGAGGCGUUUUACAUGGGGACCCCGUUCCGGGUGCUGACCGGGCCGGACUCCGCGCCUGAGGUUCAGGAGCAAAAUAGCCGCACCUCGGUUAUUGGCAUGGCAAUCAAUCCGGACUUCGCCACCUCCAAGACCCUGGUGGCCAAUACAGUUCGUUGGCGGCAUGGCGCGUCUGGUCGAAAGGAAAGCAACGCCCGCUUCGUCCGCUGGGACGACGGCACCCAGGGCGUCUUCAUUGGCCAGCAGUACUUCGAGGCGCCGAGCAAGCUGACCGCCGAGCAGAUGCACCUUUACACCCGGUCGCCUGCCCCUGCGCCGGCCGCUUCCCCCGGUCCCAAGGCCGGUCCCAAGUCCUUCCUCUUUACCUUCCCCCUGGCGACCAACUACUCCAUGAACCCGACUCGCAUGCCGACCCUUCCUCCGGCCAUGUUUUCCCUGCCGAAGAAGGACGUUCCUUCGGAUAUCACGGUGACCUCGGCUGUGCUUUCUUUGAGCGCCCAGUCUGACAGCGCCCCGGCUGCAUCAGGCCGCUCGAGCAAGAAAUCCCGCGCUCAACGCCAGCCGCGUGAAACCGCUCUCUUGGGCAAGCCAGUGGGUGCUGGCCGGGCACGCUCUGGCCGUCGUGCCAACGAUGAUCUGGAUGGCUUUAUUGCCACUGACUCGGAAGACGAGUCGGCCGACUUCACCUCCGACGAUGAGGGGUACGGUUCUCGUGGGUCGGCCAAGCGCCGGCGCUCCGGCUCCUCCUCCAGGACCGUGGCCGCCAAGAAGAAGAAGGCCUCUUCCUCCUCUUCCUCGAGGAAGCGCCGCCGGGACCGUUACCACUCGGAUUCCAGCGAGAGUGACUUCUCCGAGGACGAGAUGGACGACUUCUCGACCGACCAGUCCAGCGAUGAGGCCAGCUUCUCCUCGGACAGUGAUGAUGAUGUGGACUACGAGGACUCGCGUUCUGGCGGCCGGCGGUCUAGCGCGUCCCAUUCCUCCAGGAAGCGCUCCCGCCGGUAG
Messenger RNA from Fonticula alba, 1611 nucleotides. RefSeq lists its product as hypothetical. Gene Ontology annotation, biological process: transcription elongation by RNA polymerase II; positive regulation of transcription elongation by RNA polymerase II. Gene Ontology annotation, molecular function: RNA polymerase II C-terminal domain phosphoserine binding. The record is from RefSeq and is a predicted model, not a curated record. NCBI's taxonomy places the organism in Eukaryota, Rotosphaerida, Fonticulaceae. Gene Ontology annotation, cellular component: Cdc73/Paf1 complex; nucleus. The transcript has 3 exons. Bases 1 to 1611 code for a protein of 536 amino acids.